AUGUCUCCCUCGUCUUCCGUUUCCCUCUGUCUUCCCUCGGCCGGCGGCCUCGCGGCUCGCUGCUCAACACACUCGCCGUUCGCGGUGCUGGGGGCCAGCGCGUCGCUCAACCUCCACCCCGCAGUUCCGGACUACGUCCUCUCAGCGAUCCGAGACCGCAUGGUGCUUGAGUAUAACCAGCUGCUGCCGCUUGAGCUGGUGAUGCCCGUCUGCGAUUCGCUCUCUGGUCCCUUUUGUCCGCAUCUGGCGGCGCCCCGCGUCACGCCGGUCAACCCCGCCUCUCCUAUGAAUGCCACUGAGGCGCUGCAGUUUGUCGCGGCGCCCUUGACCUCGCCACCCGGUGCGGCGUUUCCGCAGAACCCCGAUUUUUACUACGCUUACGUCCAUCGCGUGCCAGUCACUCCCUCGGCGUCUGACUCAGCAGCUCUCCACGAACCACCGGCGUCUAGCUCCCCGCACGCGCUAGCUGACCGCAGCUCCGUGGCGGCGGAAUCACCUGCCGUCGACGCCUCUCCUCUCUCUCCCUCUUCGUUCCUCUCUUCUCUUUCUCUCUCGUUCGUGUCGUCGCUGUGGUAUUUCCUCUCGUCUGCAGACUCGCAGGACGCGCCUUCGCUGUUCGCCGCAUCCUCGGGAGCGCAGCUCGCCUCGCAAGCGCCUCCCGCGUCCUCUCUGUACUCCGCGCCGGCGGCCUUAGUCGACUGGCGUUUUUCCUUCAUCUCUCGCGACCGCCCAGGGCUCUGCUGUCGCGCUCAGCGCCACCAUCCUGAGCGGCCUUUCGCGCCGCGCGGCGAGUUUCUCGAGAACGGCAUCGGCGACGUGUCGGCUUCCGUGGGAGUCUCUGAGGCUCUCUCUUCGGCGAUCGGCCAGAUCGGCUUGGGGCGUAAGGCCCUCGACGACAUCUGGAAACCGACCCCUCUGGGUCUCACCCCGCCGGGCGCCGCGCCCCCCGCGUCGUCUCGAAGUCCGCUUUCCUCCCUGCCUCUCUUCUCGCGCGCUGUGCCGCCUGCCGCCUCGUCUGCAGUGGCCGCUGCGGCCCCCAGCGAGCAGCGGUUUGUGUGCUUCGUGAACAAGGCGCGGCGGGCUGUCGACCGCAGCGCAUGCGCGUUUGCCGCCGAGUUCUCCGCGCUGCCGCCGACGCUCCGACCCAGCCAGGAGUCCUUCGCCCGCGGCUGGAUCGCCACGAGUCACCUGCUGACUUUCGAAAAGUCCAGCGCGCCCUUUGCCCGCCCUUCGCUCGAGCCCAACUACGCGGCGGGGCUCCCCACCGACGCGGAGACCCACUGGAGCGGCUACUGGGAGGUCGCGCCAGUCAGCUAUGAAGAAGAAUACCCGAGAGACGGCGGCCGCGGGCCAGGAGCGUCUUUUUCACAUCGUCCGCAAGGCACGUCGGGCUCUCCAGCAAGUCUGCCGCGUUCGCCUGCCCGGUUUUACGGGAAAGGCGAGUCUCUUUUUUUCCAGGGCGAAGGGUCGUCGCCGCCACAGCGUCCUUCGGGCUCCGCGGGCCUUCCGCUGCCUGUGCGGCUCCAGCCGCCGGUGGCGCUGCGGUCGCUCGCGGUGCUGUCCUCCGUGGAGGGCAGCGUGGAGCACGGUACCUCCUUCGUGGCGUCAGCGAUUUGGGUUAGGGUCGUGCGCAACCCCCUCGCCUCGGCGUCGCUGCAGCGACUCCUGCCGCGCGUGGUGUUCGUCGUCUCGGGUUUCCACGACGACAAAGAGGUCUUUUCCGCGCAAAUCCCCGUCGCGGCCCUCGCGGAGAGCACAGAUCUUCAGCUGCCGUUGCCGCCGACACGCGCCGCGCCGCUGCAAGACCCGGAGUACGCUUUCGUGAACCUCCUGGACUACGUGCCCUCGACGGCGACACCGUGGUCGCGCGUGGAGUCGCUCAAGUUCCGCUACGCGCUGCGCCCGCCGGCUGCUCCUCUGCAUGCAGCCAGCGCGUCGCCCGCAGGCGACGCGCUGGCUGGGGCGCGGAAGGCGCGCGCCUCGGGCGCGGCGCUGGCGCGGAUCCACGCUGCAGGCGGCCCAGGAGGCGCGACGAGCGCUCUGGAGCCGCUGAUGGGCGCCACGCUUGCGGGCCUCGCCUACAAAGUCGGCUUGGGCGGCAUGCUGUUACACGUGGCACAACGCAGCAACGGCGUACGCACCGUUUACUACGUUGAUCGCCGCAGCGACGAGGGCGUGGCGUUGUUGAAGUUUUUCGAGGAGAAGGGCACGCUCGCGCCCGCAGGCGAGACGGCGCCAGGGAAGGCGGAGGACGCGAGGACGCUGGACGCGACGGAGGCGGCGAUCGCCAGCCGCAAAAAGAGACGAGACGAAGCAGCCGCGGAGCGUGUGGGCGAUGCGGGCGCAAACCUGGACAUCCUUUCGCUUCUGUUUCCGCAAGACAGUGAGGGGCGGCGAAGCGAGCGAGCGAGAGAGACAGGCCGCAGGGCCUCUGAGGCAGCUGGUGGCGCGGUGGAGGACUCCGAGAGCGGAGAGGCGCCCCCUUCCUCUCUGCGGCCGAGCGUGGGGAGCGCCAACACGGAAGGCGAUGACGCGUCGACGUCGUCUGAGGAGGGCUCCGACGAAGACGCAUUGGACGCCAGCGAACCGUUGACGCGCGAGAAAGUGAAGCGCGCCAUUCGCAGCGUCGUGCUGACUUCUCUGCGGGCUGCACUCGACGAGAAGACAUACACGGCAGUCGCUGCGACGCUGCCGCCUGCGUCGGGCCCGCCAAAGCCUUUCCGCCAACUGCAGCCUCUGAAAACGCUCCUCGCGUCGCUGCCCGGCCGGUUCGCGAGCCCCGAGGAGCUCGAGGAGAGCGAGAACGGCACAUUCUACGCGGCGGUGCUGCGGACGCACGGGGACGGCACAGGCGAGUUCCUCUGGCAGCAAGCAGAAGACACCACCGCUGCGGCGACGGCGAUUGCUGACCGGGAGCGGGCACGGCGGAGUCAGGCGCGGCGCGCCGCGGAGGCGGAGACCCGCGAUGACGCGCAGGCAGGCGGCGACGCGCGCGAGACGCACGCGGCGGAGGCAGGCCGCGCCGACGGCGCCGGCUGGCGGGGCGCCACGGCGGGCGGCGGAGGCGGCGACAACGGGGCUGGCGCCGCUGUGGGCGGCGAUGCAGCGGAGAACGUGGCGCUCACGGGGGGUCUGGACGCGCAGUUCGGCACCACCGCGGGCAGCAACAGGCGACUGCCGCUCGCGAAAUACGACAGCCUCAACAACGCACUCGUCGACCUGCGCCUCCCGGCCAGAAGCGUCGGGCUCUACAUACAGGAGAUUCCCGUGGAGGCCCCGCUGUUUUCGUUCAACGAGGCUGCCGCGAUGAAGCUUAUCUUGUGGCGAAGAGUCGGUUUCGAUACAGAGGGAAAAUACCGCGACACGACAACUCCCGCGCGGUCUGGCAACGUGCUGGCUGACGUGAAGACCGUGAUGUCGCAGGUUCUCGAGUCUCUCGGCGGCCGGCCCAAGACCACGCCGGCUCGCGGAGGCUCCGCAGCGCCGUCUGCCUUGAAGAAGGCGAAGGGCGCGGGGCGCGGUGCGGAGGCCGCCCCGAAGCCUGAUCCCUCUCUCAGGAAUGUGCUGGAGUCGUUUUUUUCGCUUCUUUCCACGCUGAAGAACUCGGAAGAUCCGCCACCGCCGAAAACCGCGCCGCAACUGCCGGCGGCCCCUGUCUCAGAGACUUCCACGCCGCUGCCCGCCGCGCCGCCCAAGACGGCAGAACCCGCGAGCCGCCAAGCUGCGACCGCCGUCGGGGACGCGACCCCCAGGCCUUCGUCUUCGGAUCCCCCGUCGCCUUCAUCCUCGCCUCCUUCCUCUCAAAAGGCAACACAGAUUCAGAGUGGCGCGGCCUCUGCGGCCGGGCCUCCAGGCUCCGCUGGCCAUGGCAAAGCGCCCAGCGCUGCGCGGGCGCCGCCGCGAGCCGCGAGUGCAGCCGCACGACCUGCUGAGGAAGCGAACGCCAUUUUCAGGGAGCUUCGGAAGGCGCUUGAGCUGCUGGGCGACCCGCAGACCGCCAGCGAAACAGGGACAGGCGCGGAGCCGAUGCGUCAAGCGCCUGCGAACAGGGGGCGUGAGGGGCCCGCCGCCCCAGAGAGUCGCGCGCGAGACGCCGCCGCAGCGGGCAGCCCGCCGACCUCUCGGUCGUUCUCGCUAACAGACUUCAUAAAUAAAAAAUCCGACGCGAAAUCUGGCGAAGAAGAGGAACGCAAAGCAGCUAGCGAAGAGACGAAACCGAACGAUUCGCCCGCGGCUGAGGAAGAAAAGAAGCCCAAGGGCGGAGAUACUUCCCACGGUGUUGCGGACGCUUCUGCGCCUAUGGGCUUCUUCAUCGACCCCGACGGGCAAGUGACGCCCCUCGGCGUCGGGCGCGAGGCCGGCGCAGGGCCUCUGCCAGGGGUCCCGGGCUUAGAGCAAGUUCAGGAGUUGUUUCAGUCGGUGCUUCGCGACGUGAGUAUCCCCGAGAUGACAGUGAACAUGGCGAAUCAGCUGUCAGGGGCGCAGAUGGGCCCGGAGAACUUGACUCUCGGGCGCGUGGCGCAGGCGUUCGCUUCGCAGAUCGAGAGCCGCGAGGACGUGUCAGAGCCGACGGCGCAGCUGGGCAAGUUCGCGUCGGCCCUCGCCUCGCUCCUGGAGACGCCAGCGAACUCCACGGGUGCAAGCGCGCAGUCUUCCACCUCCGCGCCGCGCACCGCCCCGGGGGGGGGCAUGCCGUCGCCGGUGGCGCCGCCCGCCGAUAUGGAGAAGAGCCUCGCCGCGCUGAAUCGCGUGGCGCAGGAGCUCGCGGCGCAGUUUGUGAUCGCGACGAACGCGACGCGCGCCUUCUCGGCUGGCGGGGGCGGGAAAGAGGAGGCGCCGCGCGCGAAAGGUGGAAACGCGAAAGAGGCCCCCGCCGAGGGCGGCGUUCCGCGUCCGCCGGCCCCAGAAGUCUCUUUCGCCUUUGCAGUCCCCGUCGCACCCUUCCCGGGCGCCGCCGACGGCGCAGCGCCCGGCGUGGAGCAGCUGCAAGCUGCUUUCGAGCAAUUCGUCCAUAACGGUAGCGGCGUGCCCUUCCCUCUCGCGGACCUGUUCACCCCGCCCGGGGGCCCGCCGCCCCCGGGGGGCGCUGGCCAGGCCGCCGGCGGCGCUGCGGGAUGGGACAAUGUCUUCCCGGGCGCUGCCGAUCUGAGCGGCCUCGCGCAGAGCGUGUUUGGCGGCGCUGCGGAAGUGCCUGGCGGCUUGCCUGGUUUCGCCAAUGUCGUGGCGGGCGGUGUGGAGACGCUGGAUCUGCGCGACCUGCUGGGGCAGCUGAGUCAGGGCCUCGGGGGGAAGCUCGCGCGAGAGGACGGGUCCCCGGGCAGCAACAGCAAGGCGCAUCCCAAGUACCGGCAGCAGAAGCACAAGAAAAAGCAGAAAACGCCGCAAGAAGACCGCGAACAGAACGGGGACGAAACCUAA
Besnoitia besnoiti is the source of this 5418-nucleotide messenger RNA. RefSeq lists its product as uncharacterized. The record is from RefSeq and is a predicted model, not a curated record. NCBI's taxonomy places the organism in Eukaryota, Apicomplexa, Conoidasida, Eucoccidiorida, Sarcocystidae. The coding region runs from base 1 to 5418 and encodes 1805 amino acids. The transcript is spliced from 9 exons.